CUAACGUGGCAGAUGACUGCGCAGCGAACACUUUCUGCGCAUGGAUUUGAGAUCAUAGUCGCCAUAUUGCUGUCUAUUUGGGAUUUUAAAGUGAGUAAAUAUUAUAGAUUUUUCUCACUUUCCCUUUACUGUAUUCAAAAUAUUCUCUAACAUUUGUGGAUUCUGUUAUACAUCUUGUGUAACUGGAGCCACAAGUAUACCAUUAUUUACCAAAUAAAAAAUAGACAGUUAUUUUGAGUUGUUGCAUAAAAUUGAAGUGCUUCUAGAUAUUAUUUUUUCUUAGCAUCUCGACAGGUUGUCUGGCAAUACUUCCGCAGUAUUUUUAUUUUGCGUGGUGGUAUAUAUGCUGUUCAAUAAUUUUGAUCGGAUAAUUUUUUUCCCGAUUCUGCUGGGUGCUACAUGGCAAACCUUUGACAGAUGUUCCGUAUUCUCUGACAUUCCUAUACAUUUUAUUUUUAAAAUAGAACUAACGAUUCAAUCGCACAUAAGGCAGUCAUAGUUGAACAGCAAUAUACCUUAUAAGGUUGACUCAAUAGUUCAGAAAAUAAGGCUUGCGUUUAUUUUCUCGCACAUAUUAACAAAGGGAUUCUGAGAAUUGAUCCAGUUACUCAUCAGUCCACAGUGGUUGGUUUUUCGUUUAAGGCAUAAGGAACUAUUCUCUAAGAAUACAGAGUGAAGAUUGCUGAUAAUCAAGAUGUCAGUGUUGAAUCAAAGUGGUGAAGAGCAGGUGGAGUGCCCCCUGUGUAUGGAACCACUCGAGGUGGAUGAUCUUAAUUUUUUCCCAUGCACUUGUGGCUAUCAGAUAUGCAGGUUCUGUUGGCAUCGGAUCCGUACCGACGAGAAUGGCCUGUGUCCGGCGUGUCGCAAGGCCUAUUCUGAAAAUCCGGCCGAUUUUAUACCGCUGUCUCAGGAGCAGGUCGCCAAGCUGAAGGCAGAGAAGAGGCAACGUGAUCAGCAGCGCAAGGCGAAGUUGAGCGAAAGCCGCAAGCAUCUAGCUAGCGUGCGCGUCGUGCAGCGAAACCUCGUGUUCGUGGUGGGUCUGCCGAUGCGCCUGGCCGAACCGGAAGUGCUCAAACGGCACGAAUACUUCGGCAAGUUCGGCAAGAUACACAAGGUGGUUAUCAACCAAUCCACGUCCUAUGCUGGCUCUCAAGGACCUAGUGCAAGUGCCUACGUUACUUACAUGAAAAGCGAUGAUGCUCUGAGAGCCAUACAGAGCGUUAACAAUAUAACGAUAGACGGUAGACUGAUUAAAUCCAGUUUAGGCACUACAAAAUAUUGUUCGCAUUUUAUGAAGAAUCAACCGUGCCCGAAGCCCGACUGCAUGUAUCUGCAUGAUUAUGGUGAUGCCGAAGCCAGUUUCACGAAAGAGCAAAUGCAUGCCGGCAAGCAUCAGGAGUACGAGAAGAAGUUGCACGAAAACUUCGCGACGCGCAUGAACCAACAGCAGCAGGCUGCGAGCAUAUGUGACGGUAAGAAUUCCGCCAGCACUCCAAUACCGACGGCAGACGCGAAUAGUAAAGGUAGUUCCAGUUCGAAGUCGUCCAAAGAGAACGUCGCGUUGUCGAGUUCGGUCAGCAGCACCAGCAGCAGUACCGGUUCGAACGGCGGCGGCACUAACAAGGAAAACUGGCCGCAUUUGAAUAACGGCGUGGGCGAGAAAGACAAAGAGUCGAGCAAGAAGGAGAGAGGCGGGAAAAAGAGCAAGACGAAAGAAGGAAAAAAAGAGCGGAAAGACGGCGGCGGGACGAGGGAAGGCGGUCGAUCGGCGGCGAAGCAGGAUGGCGAGAAGACGGACGUUAAAGACCCUACAAAUUCGGCGCGCACUGGUGGGGGCGGUAGUACUUCGCCGUGUUCACCGGACCACACAUCCACCACUCCGCCCCCUGGUUCGACCACGCCGACUUUGCUUCAACAAAGGCUGCCGUCAACCUCAGCUGCCUCAGAACAGACUCAACAUUUGUUACAUCAAACGCUCACAACCUCCACAUUAUUAAAACUACCCUCUUCGGUGCUGGUGGACGAUAAUAGUAGCUUUUUCUCGGCGAAUGCCUUUCAGAAAGCUGUUCAUACGGAAGACGGAAGGCCAGAUGAAAACGCGGAUGAGGAAGAACGCAGCCGGAAUAGUGGACAUCACAACCACCUUUACAAUAUAGGACACAGCCAGCAUCACGAUGCGCUAUUCACAGAUUGUCUGCCGGACAUCGAAACGCAAGAGGAUUGGGCGGCGGCUUUCGGCUUUGCCAGGGGGGUCGAUAACGGAUCUGGGUUACUUUCUGAUGAUAUAGGCAAACGUGGCGAUCUCAAGUCGCCGCUAGACACAUCCUGCAACGGCUUCACGAAUACUCUGAGCGGACCGGAGACGGGCGGGUUCGCAAAGAAGACGGACCAGUUUGCGAGCGCCCCGAACGGUUUCUACGACCUGAACGCGUCUACGGCUGCUGCGAAGCUGAACAUGCUGGACAUGCUGAUGGCUGGCGCCGUUAAGAACGGUUUCGGUAGCAACGCCGGCGUACAACAACAUCCCCAGCCGCCUAACGGCCUAGAUCAGACCAUGAACAAGUUCUUUACGGACUUCCAGAAGAAUAAUAAGGAUGCCGCGCAACAGUUCACAAACGGUUUCACAGGUCUCCACCAAAAUUAUUAUGCAGGUUUACAAACAAACGCGGAACGGGUCAUGUUUAUGCAACAGAAACAAUUAGAAGAACAGUUAUUAAAUCUUACUAUAAAACAAGGUUACGGCGGUAGUACGAAUCCAGUAUGUCAAAAUGGUAUCAAUCUUCAACAGCCACAGCAUUACUUAGGCGGCGAGAACGGUAGAUUCGCUAAUAUGCACAGUCAGCUCUACGGCAGGACCACAGUUAGACCGAUGGCGACAAAAAGUUCAGAGGAUGACUUAGGUUUCGAUCCUAUACAAGAGACGCAGAAAGCGUUUGCGGAAUUAAUGGCAUCCGAACAGACACACAAAACACAACAUAAUAGUACAGGUCGUAGUCAAAUUAAUGGUGUAAUUCAUAAUCAAAAUGGAGGUCACUUACCACCGCCACCGCCUGGUUUUAUACAAUCCAGUACACAUAUGAAUUCUUUUGGUAGUAAAAUUUUACCUUUUUUAAAUAUGUCUAGUAGUCAACAAAUAAACGGUUCAGCGACGCAGAACAACUGGCCUAGUAGUUUUAACUCGCAGUUACAUCAGCAUCAGAAAAAUAUAACUAACUCGUGUAACGACUGGAAAGUGUUGGAUCCGGCGAUCCUGUCGUCUAGCCGUCAUUAUCCGUUAGCCGCAUCAAAUAUACCGCAGCAGCCUCCCGGUCCGCCCCCCGCGCUCAGGGACAACUUCCAACAGGCUUUCGCUCAGCCCGCGCCACACCAGCCCAGGUCUCCGUUAGACUACCAAGCAAACAACACAUUAUCAAACUUUCUCCAGCACCAGCAGCUGCCGCAACAGAGCAGCCCUUUCGCGGGAGCGUUUUCACAUUUGAACUCUCAAACGAUAAAUUGGCCGGGCAGCAGCAGUCUUGUUACUAAUAACGACAUCAACGGUCAGAUCAGCAGUCCUCCGGGUUUCAGGAACGCCCAGCAGACCACCACGAAACAGGAGUGCUAAGCACUUCGAGGAUAACAUGCGCCAGCACCUCACCACGCGUCGUUUGAAUGGGUCACUUGUGUAAUUUAUUAUAAUAAAAUGAAUUAUAUUCGGAAUUUGGAACGUUGGAACUAACGAAUUCGGAUAAGAUCAGAACAAUUUUUUUCGUUUAUAUACAGUCUUCCACUAAGAUUUGACAAUUCGUAUGAAUAUAGGAUUGUUUUUUGAAACAUUCAAGCAAGCUAAAUAUAAACCCUGUUGUAAAAGAAGUGCAGAAGGAUUUAUAUAUUCUUUAGAGUGAAUGCAAAGGUCCCUCAUUCUGGGUAACUUCAAAGUUAUGUAUAUAGAAGAUUUGGGAAAGGGUUGAAAACAAAAUGGGUAUGUCCAAUUCGUUGCAACAAUUAGUUGGUUAUUGCUAAAUAUCGUUUAUUUUUUUAUUGCCGAGAAGUGCGUCUGAGUAAAUUUGUUAAAGCCUUUAAAACUUCAUCGCAAUGUAUCUCGGCAGGGGAGCGUCUUUGUUUUUUUUUUUUGUUAUUAUUGGAUGUACUUAGAAACAUUGCCACGUCUUUCUGAAACACCCUGUAGAGAUUACUCUAAACAAUAUUAUAUUUUUUUUUGCCAAAAAAUGCAUUUUUUAACUAAUAAUAAAUAGUACAGUUCACGAAUCAUAUGAGAAUAUUAUACAUUUAUAAUAGAUUAGUGUUAGUAAUUGUUGUAAAGAAAAGAAUAAUUAUUUGCACUAAUCUACUGUAAAUGUGGAAUAAUCUCAUACAAUUUCAGAGCUGUACUAUUAUCAACAAUAUUGUUAAAUAAUGAUAUUGUUUAUCGGUCAUCUCUAUACACGUCAUGAAACAUCCAGGCUAAAAGUAUUAAGAAUACUCCUUCAGACUUUAGAAAACAAGUUAUGUGCGAACACGUUAAGUUGAAGAUUGUAUGUAUUAUCUUGUGAUGAUCUCUCAUCAUAGCGUUAUUUGAACAACAUUCGUGUCUUGGCAUGGUAAUGGAUCGUUUGAGUGGGAGUAUAGUAACUUAUGUUGUUAUUUUUUUAUGCACUUUAUGCUUUACAAAUAUUGGUAUUGUUUUUUUGAAUCAACUGUUGCACUAUUUUCCAAAAAUUGCAUAUUUUUACUUACUUUGUAGUGUCCCCUUGAAACAGCGGCUGCUGGCUACACUUGUUUUCUACCUCUGCGUAUAUUCCGAAUUCGUUAUGUUUUUCAGUACGAUUCAUUUUGGCCAUGUAGUUUCGGUUAUAAAUUCGUCUUAAUGGAUACUAAUCGAGUAAUAUUUUUCUUGCAAUAUUUGUCUAUAACUAUGACGACUAUAGUCCAGCCAUCAUAAACAUAUUGCAGCAUAUGGCCGGAUGUUUCAGGAAGUACAUCCCAAAUUAACAAAAAAAAAUCCUAUGAAUAUGGCUCCAAAGAUGUUUCCCUACCAAGUUUUAUUUCCGAAAUCGUCUAAAAUCCUGACUAUCUUUACCAGCUUCGUAAAUAAAACUGCAUAACCCUGUAUCUCGAUACACCCAAAUUUAUAGGAACUUUUUUUGGUUAUUUUUGGAUGUACUUCCUAAUGUCGGACAAGUCUAGUGGACCAUACUGAAAAUAUUGCUCGUUUAGAAGAGUCACAAAACGGUUUACAGGUUGAAAGUUUGAUGCUUCAGAAGUGGGAUAGUGAAAUAUCGAGAAGUUUUGAGGAGCAUAUAAAAAUGAUUAUUAUUGUUUUUAAGGCCGGUAUCAAUAAUUACUCCAAUUACUUGACCUUUCCAUUCUCAUAUGGUUGUAUUUGGUUGGUAAUUAUUCGGAUAAUCAAUGUUUUGCCUACAGGCUCGGGUUUUUAAAUGUAUGAUGAUGGGCGCGUGCAGGAAUUUUGUUCAGGGAGGCGGAUCAUCAGCAAGAGAGCUUUUGUGAAAGACUACAUGUCCCCAACACUCCCAGUGGGGGAUAAAUCUUAAACAUCCCCGAAAAUGUACCUCCCACCUGCAUACCUCCCCUGCGGGCGCCCAGAUUUCGCAAAUGUCCAUUAUGACUAGUUCAUAUGAUUCUAGCAGUUGCCGCUUACACGUUUCUUUUGCACUUGGCCUGUUUACGGCUACAUUGUUAACCAAAUACCUCAUACUUAAAUGUUAAUGGUAACCUGUACUGUUAAAAAAAUUUAGAGAGCAAGAAAAAAGGUUCUAGUUUUUGUUUUUUAGCCGAAUUUUAGGAGGAACGGUUCUAACAGCCCAGGGAAACUUUUGCUUCUUUUUAGUCCACGGGCUUGAAAAAAAAUGUUCGUGUUAGGCCUUGAUGUGGAUCAGAUAGCCCGUUUAUUCAGCUUCAAUAUCCUGAUUUUGAAUGAAAAAGGAUCAUCGACAACUGAUAUCUCAAGCUUUGAGGAUUUGUUUGUUGUUUAACAGAAAAAAUAUUCAAGCCCAUGGAAAUCGAAGAACUAAAAUUGGCAAUACAUUAUCAAACAUUAAAAACAUUUCGAUAGGUGUGCCACAGGGUAACGAAAUUAGGGCAAUUACUAUUUAUUUUAUAUAUUAACGAUAUUCCUGAUAUUUUACAACACUGCAAAAUUCAACUAUUUGCUGAUGAUAAUAAACUUAAACUAAACACAAACAAAAUAAAAUAUAUACUAAUAGAAAAAUCUUAUAAAAUACGAUAAUUCUUCCAAUUAAUCAUGAAAAAAUUGUGUCAAUCGAAUCAUUUAAAUAUAUUGGGGCAUAUAUGUAGACAGUAAAUUAAAAUUUGAAAGGCAGUAUGAAUAUAUUAUUUCAAAAAUAUCCAAGAAAAUAAAUUACUUUCAAAAUUACAAAUAUUAGAAAAGAAUCCUAUGAGAAUCAUCUUAAAUAAAAAUAAAUAUACUAGAAAAAAUUUUAUGCUGAAAGAACUACAAUGGUUAAAUCAAAAAUUUCAUAGCCUACUUGGUUUUCAUUUUCAUAUUCAAGUUAAAAAAUCAUCUUCUACCAAAUCACUUGGAAAAUUUUAUAGUAUUGAACAAUGAGUGCCACAAUUAUUCUACUAGAGGAAGUAUAGACUUUCAAUUACAAAACUGCAGUAGCAAUAUUACGAGCAAGUCAGUAUUUCAAAAGGGAUUGUACGAAUUUAAUAAAUUAAGUAAUGAUAUUAAGAUGUGUGUCAGUUUGAAAAUGUUCAAAGGGAAAUUGAAAAAAUAUCUCAUGGAAAACCAGAAUUCAUAGUAGCGAAAUUUUGUAUAAAAAUAUAUAGUCUUGAAGACAAUAUAUUUUGUGAUAUACUGUGUAAUAUGGAUAUUGUAGCAUUAAUGCUAAAUAAAUCUGAAACAAACCAACUUAGUUGCAUGAGAACCGUUGCUCCUAAAAUUUUUCUGCUAAAAAACUUGAAAACUAGAACCCUAAAGCUUCAAGUCUAGAUACGGCCACUUUUCACCGAAAGCCUGUAAAAAAUCACCGACAAAAACCCUGAUUUUUGUCUUACUCCCUUAAUUUUUUUAAGUAAUGUAUAUCCAUUAACGUGCGCUACUUGCGCCUGCAAAAACUCUCUAAUCAUAGGUAUUUAACCCAGAUUUUUUUCAAUCGCAAAUUAACUGUCUCGCUGGUUAACUAAACCUUGACCGUAAAUUCAUCUAUCAAGUUCUGGUCAACUAACCCGCAAUUGUUGAUGCGGCAACGCUGCUUCUGCGUCUGAACUACGUGUUCUGUGCCGCUUUGGUUUGUAUGCAACUCGUGUCACUGUCAGGCCAAGAAGGUUAGGCGAUACGGUUUAACUGCAACUCACUAGUCGAGCCAUAGAAACUUGAUGACCGUUUGAGGACAAGCUUGACAUUGUUUUUAGUCAAGUGCCGGUUAGCAGUAAGGUUACAGUUAACCAGCGAUUGAAAAAUCGGGCGUAAACCUGUGUAACUAGACGAGAAUGGAUUCGUCACUUGGUUCGUUGACUGCUUCCGGAAGAGCUCCGAUAUGUUUGUUGAUUUUGAAACUUGAUUAUGCACUGCAGCUACGAAAAUGGAACUUUUGUGCAAUAUACGGCCGUUGUAACAUAUAACAGGUGUACUCCGUGAAUUUGAGGUGCUGCGUGUGAUUAUAUUUUGCUAUGAUUGAAUUAGAAAUGUGGGUACUUCGCAGAUAAAUAUAUUAAAUGAAUCAAGUAAAACUUAUAUUAUGUACAUUUGAGUAUAUGAAACAGCUAAAUAUAUAAUUCAAUCUAGA
This is a messenger RNA of Acanthoscelides obtectus, 7748 nucleotides long. The record is from the annotation of a GenBank genome assembly. Lineage: Eukaryota; Metazoa; Arthropoda; Insecta; Coleoptera; Chrysomelidae.